UGCACCUCUACAUUUCGCAAGUUUGAAGUUUCGCUUUUUGACUUAGAAAACUUUUCGAAGUUUUUUUAAAGCAGAUUUUUUCACAGUAUAUGACUGUGUACUUUUAUGAUUUUUGUUGGGAAAAAUGUUAUGAAGUAGAUUGAUUUUUUGCUAUGUGGGUUAAGUUGCUUCGGAAAGUUCGGAAGCAGGACCUUCGUUGCGAUUUAAAGCAAUCAAAUGGACUCUAAAGCCAUCCACGAGAAGUUCGUUCAAACAUCAACAGGCAGCAGCAAUGCUUAUGUCUGUUUCACACUGGCCAGCAUCUCCUUUUACUUUCUCAUCCGCGAGAUUGCUUUACUUUCUAUCCCGAGAAGCCAUCACAAAUGGUUGCCGUUUUUAUACGAUUUCCUCUUAAUAACUAUCCCCAUGAUUCAUUCCAUUACGUAUGUGACGGAAGGCCUCGUAAUCAAAUGUUUUAUGUUAUUAUUAUGCGCGUCCCCCAGUUUGUGGAUAUAUCAUUCUUCUAAAAAGACGCAGCACAGCGGAAAACAUCCCGAAGAUGUGCCCCAUCUCAGCCAUGGCAGAAGCAGCGCGGAAUCGCCGAGAGCGCUUGGCGGAGUCGCCGUACUCGAACGCUAUGUCGUGACAUCGUACAGGGGAAUAAUUAUGCUCUUUACAACGCUGUGCAUUCUGGCUGUGGAUUUUCCGGUAUUUCCGCGAAAAAUGGCCAAGACCGUGGAAAGUGGAUAUUCCGUUAUGGAUCUCGGCGUCGGAGCGUUCGUCAUUGCCAACGGAUUGGUUGCUCCGCAGGCCAAAGAGAAAGGCCGCAGCUCGCUUAGAAUGGUGAUAAGCGAAUUGAAGGACAGUUUCCUCCUAAUUAUUCUGGGGUUUGGACGCUUUGUAUCCAUAACCAUGACGAAUUACCAGUCACCAGAAGAAGAGUAUGGAAAGCACUGGAAUUUUUUCUGUACAUUGGCUGUCGUUAAAAUUUUCAGUCGGUUAGCUGCCGUUUUUAUUCGCGCAGAAUUCCUGCCACUUGCCGGUAUCGGACUUGCUGUGAUUUACGAAAUCAUUCUGCAAAACGGGUUAUAUGAUUAUUUGCUCAUUCCGUCAUCCGAUAUCCAUUCUUCUAUGCCUGUUUCGCGGCUACUUGUGGAUAAUCGGUCCGGAAUAGCCUCGUCCGUUGGAUUUCUGGCGUUGUUUCUCAUAUGGACCCACUUUGCUCGUUGUUUCCGCGUGGAACGGAAAUCUCGAUUGCAGCACGUUAGACUAGUGGGAGAUUUGGCCUGCUGGUGCUUGAUUGGAUUUUUAAUUUGUCGGUAUCUGCCUCUUCCGUCACGUCGAUUUGCCAACGCCUCCUAUAUUUUUUGGACGAGUUAUCUCGCGUUGGGAUUUCUAACCACUUUGGUCGUUAGCCGAAUGAUCGUGGUAUGGUUGGCGGGAAAGAAAACGAUCGGAGGCAUAUCCAUUCUGGAGUGGCUGUCGCAUCUUCCUCUGGCCAUUCCUGCUUUGAACUACAACGCCCUGACUGUAUUCUUGGUGGCCAAUGUCCUGACUGGUGCGGUGAACCUGUCCAUGGACACUGUCCAUACCAGUGAUUUCCUAGCGCUUUGCAUCCUAUGUUUUUACAGUAUUCUUGUGUGUUUUGUGGCAUGCGCACUCUACAGUGCCAAAUGGCGUGCACGAUUUCGAUUUGGCGAUAUUGGGCAGUUUCUCACAGAUGCUGUAUUUUUUCCAGUGAAGAGUAAAAAGAUGUGAAAGAUAACUUUUUUGUUUUGUUAGGUUUUAUAUAGUACAACCUUGAACAUUGUUGAAUUUUUGUAAGGCAAAACGGGAAUUAAUUACAAUA
Messenger RNA from Paramacrobiotus metropolitanus, 1828 nucleotides. RefSeq lists its product as uncharacterized. The record is from RefSeq and is a predicted model, not a curated record. Gene Ontology annotation, biological process: protein localization to plasma membrane; GPI anchor biosynthetic process. The transcript is spliced from 7 exons. Bases 217 to 1737 code for a protein of 506 amino acids. NCBI's taxonomy places the organism in Eukaryota, Metazoa, Tardigrada, Eutardigrada, Parachela, Macrobiotidae. Gene Ontology annotation, molecular function: glucosaminyl-phosphatidylinositol O-acyltransferase activity. Gene Ontology annotation, cellular component: endoplasmic reticulum; membrane.